Molecule: messenger RNA, 3822 nt
Organism: Prinia subflava (tawny-flanked prinia)
Lineage: Eukaryota; Metazoa; Chordata; Aves; Passeriformes; Cisticolidae
Gene: RNF212
Product: ring finger protein 212
Exons: 12
Coding region: 557-1489 (310 amino acids)
Biological process (GO): protein sumoylation; homologous chromosome pairing at meiosis; reciprocal meiotic recombination
Cellular component (GO): synaptonemal complex
Molecular function (GO): SUMO transferase activity
Source: RefSeq, a predicted model, not a curated record
UUUUUUUUUUUUCUGUCUUAGAAAUGAACAUCACAUCUCCUUGUUUUCCUCUUUUCCACAACAGAAGAUGCCAUAGCAAACUGAUACAGUGAAUUAACAAACUUCCCGGAUUCUUGCAUUUAAAAGAGUGAAAACCACAAUUAUUUUCUCUGUGUUUUGGUUGGUUGGUUGGUGGUUUUUUUGGUCGGUUUUUUCUGGUCCUUCCCCCAUCUGCAGACCCGGGAGGAGAGAGCAGGGCGGGCUCCUGCAGACGGCCCUUGCCGGAGCUCUGUGGGUGCAGCUCAGUUCCCCACGUGUGGGGACGGGAGAGGGAAUCUCCCAGAGCACCUUCUGUGUCAGCACCGCUCCCGAUUGAUAGUGAGAGGCCAGAAAAACCAAAUUUUUUGACGGGUGUGUGUCUGAGGACCGCGGCCCGGCGUCCUCACGGCGGGAGGGGCGCGGGGCGCUGCCCUCAGGGCCGCCUCAGCGGGCGGGGCCGCACCCGCGGGGCUCGGCUGGAACGAGCGGCUCUGCCCCGGCCCCGGGCCGCUGCCGGGCCCUCCUGCCCCGCUGCCCCAUGGCCCUGUUCGUGUUCUGCAACUCCUGCCUGGGCGAGCCCCGCAACCCCACGCUGCGGUUCUGCCUCACCAGCUGCGGCCACGUUUUCUGUGAGGUUUGCUUGAAGAAAGGCAAAAAAGAUGAAUGUUUGGUCUGUAGAAGUGCUUGUCGUACCUUAGUCCUUUCAAAAGAGACAAGUCCUGAUAUUCAAUCACUGUUCAUGCCAGUGGAUAUGUUAUGCAAGAAAUAUUCAAAAGAAAUAUCACAGGUUUCAGAAUUUCAAGAAAAAUAUCGUAAGCGUUUAUUAAAGUACCACAAACAAAAGAUAGCAAAGCUGGAAGAGUCUCUCAAGAAAGUAACACAACAAAUUCAGCAGAUGCAAUGUAUGAAACCUCCUGAAAAAACAACUCCUCUGCCGUUUUCCAAAACUACUCCUCUGCCAUUUUCCAGUGCAAGCAGAAAUCCUUUUUCCAUUCCUUCAAGAAAACAGAAUGCUUAUUCUUCAUAUUCUCUUCAUUCCAGUCGACCUUCCACUUCAGAAACGAUGGAGGCAAUGGAGGUUGAUCCUGUACCCUCACCAAUGAGGAAACUGGAGACACCAACUGGUCCAACAAGAUUGUCAGUAAUAACUCCACCACAGGAUGGACGUAUGGGCAGCGUAUCCUACAGAGGUUCUCAGACAGCUGUAAUAAUGCCAAGGCAGAAUACUGCAGGAGGAUCUACAAGAUCCACCCCUGUCACGUUACCACAUCGUGUGUGUCCAUCAUCAUCUGGAUCCCAGAGCAGUCAAAGGAGCUCGUGGGCUAACUCAGAUUUCAGAACUCCUCAGCUCUAUCCCUUUAUAUCACCUUCCCCACAGCUGUCUGUGUCAAGGCAGCCAAUCACCAUCCCUGGACUUCUGCAAAGACAACAAGGAUCAGCUAAUUUAGGAGGACAUUCAGCAGAGAGAUGAGCAAACAUCUGUGAAUUGUUUUGGUUAAGAAGCUUCUGGAGAAGCACUGCGUAGUCCCUGGAUAUCAAAGUAUUUGUAACUUCCAUGAUAUGUCAAAUUGGCAUAAACCAGCAAAUUCCUGGGUGUGAAUACUGUAUUUUAAACAUCACUGGUCUUUCAGAUUAACAUCUAUUGAAGUUGUGGAUGGGAGUACAAAAUUUUCUUGUUUUUCAAAAUUCUGGCUUCAAAUAUAUAGCAUAAAUAAAAGUCCUUUAUUACCUAAGUGUUAAGGCAAAACAUGAGUAUUUGUUGAAGGAGCAUUUUUUGCUGUGAGUGCAAUGAGCUGCAGAAUAAAUAAUUGUGCCCACACAGUAUUACAAAUGGACUACAGUCUCAAAAAAAAGAAAUUUAUGUAUGGAUUUUUGAUUACAGAAUUCCAAAGUUUGGUUCUUACUCAAUGCAUCUCCUUUUGUUUGCACUCUUGAAAAAGAGUGAAGUUUUGAGGGAUAUUACAUUCCAGCAGGCUCUGCUGAGCUCAGAACGCAGUAUCUGUUCCACACUUGUGAAAGUUCAUUUCAUUUCUUCCCAAAAUGGAAUGAAAUGUGGGAACUGGGAUGAAGAGACAAAACACAGCAAAGACUACUUUUACUUUUGCUCAGAAAUAGCAACUGGAGGCUCUGAAUGAAGAGUGCCAGAAUGCACCCUGUUCCUUCUGAGAACAACUCUGAAAUUCCUAUUCCCACCAUCACUGUGUAUGUGGCAAAAUUUUGGUAUGACUGAGUCAUCAAAUGCCUUUGUUUUGCUUUGGCCUUAACUUCACCUGGACUAUUUUAAGUAUAAUAAAAGUAAAAGCUGGUAUAAUUUUUUUGAGAUAAAGUUCCCUGAAUAUAUGAUAAAUUCCUUUGGAGUUGAAAUGUUUUCACAUCACAAGUGGAUGGCAGACAGAAAACUUAAUGAAAGAUUCAGGAGUUGAGAUGAGAACUGGAAGAGGUCAUUCACCAAAUGACGUCAUGGGCAAACCAGACUCAACCAGGAUAUUAAUUAAUUUUAUUACUAAGAAAAUCACAGCAGGAUAAUGAGAAGUCAAAUCUUAAAAAAACCUGCUCCCCCUCCCUCCUUUCCAGCUCUACCUGGUCCCCUAGAAGUGCAUGGAGACAGAGAAAGGGAGUUGCAAUCAGUUCAUGUUUUCUUCCACUGCUCGGAGAGAUGAGUCCUUGCCCUGCUCUAGCCUGGGGAUUUUCAGCUUAUUUGUCUUAUUUUAAUGUAUAGCUGCCUUUACUUUUUUCUUUUUUUGCUAUGAGGAAGUUGGUGGGUUUUCUCCUCCUCAGUAUUUUUAUACUUCAGAGUUUAGCUGGGAUCUCAAAGUCAACUUCCUUCUAAGCAAACUUGCAGUCAAAGGAUUUAAUUUUUCAGUGCCACAGACAUGUUCAAAUAAAGGUGUGUAGUGUAACUCUUAAUGAAUUGUAGUUGUAACUGUCCUUUAGUUCUGGAUGAGCUUCAGUAGCUUGAAAAGUGAGGCUGGUAAAACCUGAUGGCCAGCUUUGAUAUUAUUUGUGCCCCAGUGGUUUUCUUUGUUUGGAUCCCAAGAAGGGAUUCUCUCUAAUCUCUGUUUCCUCACACUGCAGUUGGCAUCCAAGUCCAUGAAGUUAUACUGUAGCUUUUAUAAUUGCUGGAAGUUGCAUUCUCCAGUCAGGUAGAAUGCUUUGGUAUUAUUGGUUUUGUUUCUCUUUCACCCCACUCCACAAGCCCUCAUCACUUGCAGAGUUGAGCUUCAAGCAGCUGAAGAUUUGUGUCUAUAAAUGGGCCCUGUCUGAAAGAAUUUGUGUAGAAAAGAGUCAUACAUGCUACACCUACAACAGUAACAAUAACAAAGAAUCACCCUGUCAUUCAGAGAUGUGAAUAAAUACUCACAGAGAACGAGGGAUUUCUGUUUCCUGCUCACCACAGUGGUUUCCACUCAGAUUCAGUAACAAUCUCUGUGGUUCAGGUCAUCAUCAGUUUACCUUCUCUGUGGUGCAAGCUGGACACAGGCACACUGUGUUUUGAAGCUGUAGGCUGAGAAGAGAACCUGGGACAUCACAUCAAUAAAGUAUGAAAUGGAUAUUUAUAUUAUUUUAUUGCUGCUUUGAACUACUUAGUAGUGUCUUGUAGUAUCUUCUGCUUAACAUGUAUUACCUAAUCUAUUUGAGCCCACAGUCUAAUCCCAAAGAAAAAAAAUCCAGCAACCUCAUCUUCAGAAAUAUUACAGCUUUGAAAUACACUUUGAAGAGAAACAAUGUCAUUUGAGAAAGCAAGCAAAGACACUGGAGCUAUCCAUGCUGAGGAGAAACACUUUUGAAUGACAUCCUCUUGCU